GAGAUUCUCUGUGCUUUGGAACAGCUGACUGUGCUGUGGGUGUUGUGCGAGAUUGCUUACUUCGAGUAGAUAGCAAAACAGUCGCUAGAUAGCGGUUUGAAUUUUUGUGCUGUUUAGGCGCUGAUAAUCAUUUACAUCACAACAUGGCUGAGACGGACCCCAAAUCGGUGCAGGACCUUACCAAUGUGGUUCAGACUCUGCUGCAACAGAUGCAGGACAAGUUCCAGACCAUGUCAGACCAGAUCAUUGGAAGGAUUGAUGAAAUGAGCACACGUAUUGAUGACUUGGAAAAAAACAUUGCUGACCUGAUGACCCAGGCUGGUGUCGAGGAGAUCGAGGCAACACCAGAAAAAGCUAAAGAGGGUCAAGGAUCAUAAUGAAGGUUCCUAAAUCACAAGGCGUGAAGUCGGUCCUGUAUUCAGGAGCAGCAGACUUUUUCCAUUCUGAAAAUGACUAAUAUUGAUUUGGUGUGUCGUUGUGUGAAAUGCUUUUUUAUAUAUUGUGAAAUGGUUAUGUAAUGACUUGAAAAUUUGAACGUUACUUGUAAGCUAGAGUAGUGUGACAUGCCCUUCAGCACCUCAAGUGCUCAUGUGCAGGAUUGCAGAUUUAGCGUACUAACCUGGAGGUUAUUUUCAUAUACAUGUAUAUCAGUAGUUGAAUUCCUCGACACGAAAGCAGACAGUGUUGGUUUUGCCCUAGCCUCUGACGAGGACUAAAACUUGCAGGCUAACAGGUUAGUACAAACCUCCAACCCAGUGUCCGCACCAACACGGUGCAGCGAAUCUCUAAAGCUAGCAGUGUUUCACAGUGAGCACGGUUACAACCAUUGUGUGGGAUGCAUUCCAAUCCUGAUAGUCUUCUAUUAAAGCUAUUUAAUACACGGCUGUUUGUCAUGUAUGGUCAAUAUUUGGAAAGAGGGGUGCACUAUGAAGUGAGAUCAGUGAGUUAUUGGAGUUGGUCAAACUUAAAAUCAGUUUUCAUUACAGAAAACUGAUUUUAAGAUAAGCAGCUCUUUUAACCUAGGUCACUUAACCUGAAGACGUAAGCUGCUCGGCCGCAGGUUAUGUUCAGAGUUUGUUUUAAAAAUCCAUAUUUUCAGAGGUUUUUUUUUUUAUCCAUCGCAUUUUUAAAAAGUGUGAUUUAUACGCAUGUUCGGGGAAUAAGUUUUAUAUGUCACAAGUUGUUAAGCUGCACUUUAGUGGAACCACUAAAAUCAUCGUCAGGAGAUUGCAUUAUGUAUGUGCAUGUUUAUUUUAGUGAAGCAAAAAAAAAAAAA
Pundamilia nyererei is the source of this 1276-nucleotide messenger RNA. RefSeq names its product heat shock factor binding protein 1b (gene hsbp1b). Lineage: Eukaryota; Metazoa; Chordata; Actinopteri; Cichliformes; Cichlidae. The coding region runs from base 144 to 377 and encodes 77 amino acids. The record is from RefSeq and is a predicted model, not a curated record. Gene Ontology annotation, biological process: cellular heat acclimation. Gene Ontology annotation, molecular function: transcription corepressor activity. The transcript is spliced from 4 exons. Gene Ontology annotation, cellular component: cytosol; nucleus.